AUGGUCAAAGGAGACAAGGAAUUGGAAAAUGAAGGCAUGUGGACCCAUCUCUCCCCUUCCUUCCCCCUUGGUCAUGCGACAGCCCUCCCCUCUCCCUUGGUGUGCCAUUCGAACCCUCAGCUAGCAAGGAGACUGCCGAAGCAAGCCAGAGCAGCCGUCGCCACCGUUCACACCGCUGCACGUUGUCCUCACCUCGCGCAUCUCAAAAUAGAGGCUGGUUUUGUGGGUUUCACAGCAGCUUCUAGGCCUGUUUUGGAGGUGUUCUGGGCCUCGAAACCUAGGCUUGCUUUGGAGAAAGUCGGCCAUUGUCGCGUUUCUGUCGAGUUGAACCGAAUGGAUGAAGUUGAGGCCAAGAGUGAAGAAGAAGGGGAGAUCGUUGAGCUGGAGGAGGGACAUGAGGAUGAGCCUAUAGAGGACAAGCUUGAGGAUGAACCCGUGGAUGAACCUGAGGUGGAACCCAAGGAGGACCCUGAAGAAGAGCCUGAAGAAGAGGAGCUGGAAGAAGACUCUGAUGAAGAGGAGUCAGAGGGGGAUCCAGAGGAGGAUCCUGAGUAUGACUCGGAUGAAGAUUGA
This is a messenger RNA of Eucalyptus grandis, 573 nucleotides long. Its product is annotated as protein TsetseEP-like. Bases 1 to 573 code for a protein of 190 amino acids. The transcript is spliced from 4 exons. Lineage: Eukaryota; Viridiplantae; Streptophyta; Magnoliopsida; Myrtales; Myrtaceae. The record is from RefSeq and is a predicted model, not a curated record.